Ylistrum balloti is the source of this 1631-nucleotide messenger RNA. RefSeq names its product exosome complex component RRP40-like. Gene Ontology annotation, molecular function: RNA binding. Gene Ontology annotation, biological process: exonucleolytic trimming to generate mature 3'-end of 5.8S rRNA from tricistronic rRNA transcript (SSU-rRNA, 5.8S rRNA, LSU-rRNA); U4 snRNA 3'-end processing; nuclear polyadenylation-dependent rRNA catabolic process. The coding region runs from base 1 to 711 and encodes 236 amino acids. Gene Ontology annotation, cellular component: cytoplasmic exosome (RNase complex); nuclear exosome (RNase complex). NCBI's taxonomy places the organism in Eukaryota, Metazoa, Mollusca, Bivalvia, Pectinida, Pectinidae. The record is from RefSeq and is a predicted model, not a curated record. The transcript is spliced from 4 exons.
AUGGUCGACCAUGUGGGUAAGGUUGUUCUUCCCGGGGAAAUCAUAACCGGUUUUAAGGCAUCGGAGAAAACAUCAAAAGUUAUUCUAGGUCCGGGAUUGAGACAGGAAUCAGAAACGAUAAGAGCUACGAAACCUGGAAUUUUGAGACAUAAAGAACCAAAUGUUUAUUGGAUCGACAGUUAUCAGAAAAGGUACAUACCUGUCAAAGGUGAUGCAGUUCUCGGAAUUGUUACAACAAAGGCAGGUGACAUCUUCAGGGUGGAUGUUGGUAGCAGUGACCAAGCAUCAUUGCCCUAUGUAGCGUUUGAAGCUGCUACCAAAAGGAACCGACCUGAUGUGAAGGUUGGAGAUAUAGUGUAUUGUAAGUUUGUUGAGGCUAACAAAGACAUGGAGGGAGAGGUGGUGUGUAUAGACAGUACAGGAAAGAGUGGCGGCCUUGGAGUGAUUGGAAGGGAUGAAGGAUACAUGUUCCAAGUUCCCAUAAAUCUUGCUCGGAAAGUGCUGAGUCCAGACUGCGUCUUGUUCAAACAGCUUGGUAAGAACAUGCGUUAUGAGACAGCAGUAGGGAUGAAUGGUCGAAUCUGGGUGAAGGCCAAGACAGUGGUUGAAACCAUAGCCAUCACAAACGCUAUAUGUGCAUCAGAGUACAUGACAAACACUCAAAUUAAAAAUAUGUGUAAAAGACUAGCUGAUUCUUUAGCUGGAUUCUGAUUUCCAUGUGCAAAUAAUAAUCUAAAUAUCUGGCUGGAUCCUAAGUUAUGUGGAACUCAACUGAUGGAUUUUCAUCUUAUGGCUGAUUUGAAUUCUCUGGUUGGAUUAUGAGUAAAAGAGAACUGAUUCUCUGUCUAGACUUCGAUAUGUGUUUCAGCUUGAAAAAAAAAGUCAAAAAUUAGAUAUCAAUAUGUAUCAGCAUCCUAUUAACAUAAAGAUGUGCCGAGAGGGUAAACUAUAUGCAAGAAGCAGAACAGGUUUCUAUAUAGGUUAUGAAAGAAGGGUAUAUUUUGUGGAAGCCAGGCUUUAAUUUCCAAAGCAAAUAUACUGGAAUGAUGUAUAUCCACCUAUACCUGUGUAGUUAUACAAUACGAGUAAAAUAUUUGUACCUGUCAACUUUCCAAAAUUAAAAUUAAGGAGAAAGUUUGCUGUCUUCAAACAUAACGAGAGCAUAUAGACAAUGUAAUGCUUUAUUUGACUGAAGUUUCUUAUAUUAGCUGUUAUAUAGAAGGAUUUAACUUAAGUAUGGAACUUAAGGGUAAAGCAGGUGGAAAUGAUUCAGACUGCUGCUUAACGAGGGAGAGUUGAUAGGGAGUGUGCUACUGGAUUUCUGUUGGGAAAUAAUCUCUUUGCUUCAAAGGAUAUUGUUACAUGUAUACUUAAUAACAUCUAACAGUAGACAUCGAUAAUGUUAGUGAUCUUAAGAGGUAAGAAUUUGCUUGAUACCGAGGUCAAGUUUUUUUCACAGAAGUAGGAUAAAUGACAAUUUGUAGAAGUGUAACGUUGAAAGUGGUCAUGACAGUUGAUAAUUUAAUGUAUAUGAAAGUGGAAGAAUGAUAGUGUACAAGAAGAGGCGAGAGGAUGUUCUGUACUAGGCUUAUGUUGUUGAAGUAUGAUUGGCAUAAUUGUUAAUAAAUUUG